Molecule: messenger RNA, 15397 nt
Organism: Monodelphis domestica (gray short-tailed opossum)
Lineage: Eukaryota; Metazoa; Chordata; Mammalia; Didelphimorphia; Didelphidae
Source: RefSeq, a predicted model, not a curated record
ACGAUGAGGGUAUCAGAAGGAAGAAAGAAAGUAUCUGAGAUAAGGGGGUGUUAGGAAUAGUCUUCUUGUUCAGACAUUUCUUAUGUAUUCUAAUACUUUAGCAGAUGUGCUGUGAAGAAAAUGCCUAAACCUAGAAGGUUUGCAUCUGGAUUUGGGUUCAUUCAGAAUGUCACUCCUAGUUUUGGGUGGCUAAGGGAAUUCAGGUCCUGUUCUUAAUCCCUAGGCCAUCCAGAGUAACCCUAACACGAUGAGUGUCUUUGGCUUAUCAGGAAGGAAGACUAGAAUCUUUAUAUAACAGGAACCACACUGACUUUAGCUGAGCUAGAUCAGUUAAAAUUAUUCUGAAAUAGAUUUCCAAGGAGGAACCCUAUUCCAGAGCUCCACGUACCCUAAAAUUUACCUUAGAAUUUAGAAAUUCAGCCUCUUGGAUUAGAAAGGUAGGACAGACUUUUAUUCUACAUUUUGCUUUAACUGCUUUCAUAGGGGAGAGGAUGGUUCUUAGAUGGGUGGGGUAUCUUGGGAAGGUUAUGGGUAGGAAGGGAGAAUUGAAAAUAAAAAGUUAGACGUGGGUAGAUAAAGGGGGUCUCUGCAAGGGCAGGAUAUCUUGGAAGGGGGAGAGUCAUUAGACAUGUAAUCCUGGAAAUAUAUAUUGUUCACAUAUAUGAACAAUGGGAAAAAUGAGAGUGGUGAGGAAAAUUGAAUGGGUUAUGUGAAAGACCAGAGAAUCUGCAAAGGGAAUAAUUAUUGGGUGGGCUUCUGAGGGAAUAAGAAAUAGAAUAUUUGGUAUGGGUAGUGUGUAUCUAGAAAGGAACUACUUUAUGAAAUAGUGAGUUCCAAACCCUAGGGAUAUAUAUGCAGAGAUGUGAUGACCACUUGUUAAAAAAUGCCUUGGAGUUAGGCUAAGACUUCUUUCAGUUCUAAGAUAUGAGCCAUAGAGCUUUGUUGAAAUCAGAGGGGGAAAAAAUAAUUAAAUUGUAAUAUAAAGGAUAGAAAUUUCAGAUGAAUAAAGCUGCCUUAUGGUGAGUUUUAGAACUUGAAAGUAGUUAACUUACUUGAUUUUGGGAUGAUCUUAAGGAGUUCUGACAUUGUCUGCAUGGGUGUGUGUGUGAGGGUAGGUGGCAUCCUGAACCUUGAUUCCUAAAUCUCUCCACCCCCCCAUCCUUUUUAUGGUAGGUCUUCUGUUCUAAAAGGAGGCUACCACAGAAUGGAAGUGGUAGCCAAUUUUUGGAAGGAGGAUAAAGUUAUAUAAGGACUGAAUGAUAAUGGUUAAUGGAUUUAAGGGCAUUUGUGUAUAAGUACUUUAAGGAUUUAAUUAUUGUCAGACAGUUGAAGCUUAUAAGAAAGAAGCUAGGGGGAUUGAAGACCUGGCCUAUAGACUGCAGACCCUGAGUUCAAAUCAGACAGUUCCUAGCUCUGUGAUCCUGGGCAAGUCACUUAAUCCCCAUUGCCUAGCCCUUGCCAUUCUUCUAAGAAUUAAAAAAAAAAAGAAAGAAAAGGAAGGAAGGAAAGAAGCCUAUUAUUAUUAUAGAUGGAACUUAUGCUCAGGUUUGCCCAUAGUCACAGAACGAUCCUGCUGCCUCAGUAGAUAGUGGAGGAGAUAUGUGAUAGUUUUAAAGGAAGCUUUUUUUGAGAUAAUCAAAAUGAGUUGUUUAAAAUGUAGGACUUGUACAUGAAUAUAUUGGAGCCAAUAUGGGCAGUACUAAUAACACAUUUAUGUAGUGCUUUAAGUUUUAAAAAGUAUUUUCAUGUAAACCCUAUGAAAUAGGAAGUAUAAAUGCUAAUAUCCCCAUUUUAAGAAACAGAUUCAGGUUAAGUGAUUUGCCCCUGGUCAUAAAACUAGAAAAGAAAGGGUUGGAGUUGCAAUCCUGGUCUCCUGAUUCUAAGUCCAGUGGUCCUUCCAUUUAGCAGUGUUCCCUAGAACCAAGGCUAAUAGGUAGGCUCAUCUUAAGAUUUCUCUUUUAACAAGUUUCCUGAUUAAAAUCAACUCAUCAUGAUUUCCCCCCAAUUUUAAUUACUUUAAUGCUUUCUUAUAGUGUAAGUAUAACACAAUAAUGCAACUGCUUAUAUAUUUCCUAAGAAUUGUUUGGUUGAUCAUUUCACUCCAGUCCAUCUUGUUUCCCCAGCUAGAUAGUAAUCUUUUCAAGGAUAGUGUAUUCUGGGGACUGUAAGGGACUGGAUAUUCUGUAGAUUCUAUUUCUUGAGAAUCUUUCAAUAAUCAGUACAAUUCUGGUCACAAAGUAGAUGAUUUAAAAUGUUUAUUAAAUUAGUUAAGUAAUAAUAAUAAUAGAUAGCCUUUAUAUAUUUCUUUAAGAUUUUAAAAACACUUUAUAAAUAUCUCAUUUUUUCCUCCUAACAAUUCUUGGACAGAGAUACUAUAGUAUUAUCCCUAUUUUUAUAGUUGAGAGAACUGAGGCUGACUCACACAGCUAGUAAUUGAUGUUGGAUUUGAACUCAGAUCUUGUUGAUUCCAGGUCUAGUGUUCUCUUCACUGCAACAUCUCAUAUAUGACUGCAUAUGUGAAAAUAAUGUGUCAUUAGAGAAGGGAAUGAUGGGACUUUACAAUGUAGAGUGAGAACUAGGAUUGAAUAGUAGGAAGGGAUAUGAGGUUUCUGGAAAAUAGCAGUAUUCAGUUUGAAACUCAGUAUGCCAGACACUUUGAUGUUAGUGAUACCAAGACAAAAAUGAAAGUGUGUGAGGGUGGUUUUGGCAGUGGGACAGUUCAUGGGGAGGAGAGAAAAAAAUGUUUUGCUAUUCCAGGAGGGAAGUAUAGAAGAGAUUUGACCAGAUAGAUGAUACUAGAUAUAGGUGAAAAGAAAAGGUAGAGUGAGUGAAAAUGAGGCUUUUUAACCACAGUAUCUAAUAUAUAAAGGUAUUAAAUUCUCUUUGGUUUGAAAUUGGUCUGGCCUAGAAUAGAACUUGCCUUUGGUUUCUCUAAUCUGUAUAAUGCUUAUAGGCUGGGUGGGAUGUGUAUUGGUCCAAGGAUUUGAUUCAGUUUGUGAAUUGCCUGCUAUAUACCAUAAGGGAUAAGAAAAGUACAGGAUAUGAUUUGUUGUCUGAGGGGAAAUAAAAACAUUAAACAAUUAAGUAAUAAUAUGAAGUGCCAAUGUAAGAAAUUUUUUUAAGAAGUUAGAAUUUAUACCUUGUGUAAAGGUAUAAAUGUGUACCAUAAUCACUCUAUAGUUUAAAGUAAUAAACUUAUUUUAAGGAUGCCAUUGUUCAAAAUGUGUUUUAGAAUUUUGCUUUUGGAAUUCAGAACCAUCUGUACAUUUUUUGGAAUAUUCUCUCUGGUUCUUUGAACAUGCUUUUAAGUUUUGGGUAAAGCCAAGUCAUUUAGAACUAAGCCUAGUGUGUAAGGUGGGUGAUUAAGCUCGAUAAUACUGUUUUUGGUUUUAAAUUAUCUAUAAGUUAGUGACACAUGUGGGGAGUAGGGGAGUUUAUAGUUGGAUCUUAAUAUUUUUCAAAAAUGUUUUUUAACAGACAUUUUAACAUUGUUGAAAUAAGUAUAGAACCUCCUUUCCUAGCAGUAUCCUCAAUAAAGGGAUUCUAGAGUACUAAGAAUGCCAUAUUACAGUUACACCCCAUUUAAGGAAAUAUAUGAUUAAGUGGCCAAAAUGAGAGGAAUAGCAAGUACUCUAGGAGUUCAUAGAAGGGAGAGAUCAUUAUGUAGCUCUUAAAGAGAUCUUUGGAAAUUCAGGAGGGGAACAGAAUGGAAUCAACCUUCUAUUUAGUCUAGAUGAUCUGAAUGAAUGAAAAAACUUUUGGCCUUAUUUGGGUUUGAUUAAUCCGUAUGGAUCUGAGAUGGAGAAAAUAAAGAAAAUACCUGUUAGAAGGAAUCGAGGAGAAUGGAUCAGGUGUUCUUGCAAUGAUGAAGGGAAUUGUAAUUUGGAACAAUUGCUAGUAUUCUGCAGUGAACUGAGUCAUGGCUAUUUGGAGGAAAGGAAGAGGGGACUUUCUGGAUAGAAUUACAAUGAAGAGCAUCUUAGAAAGGGUGUCUGGAGGAAGAAGAAACGAAUAAAUAAAUGAGUAAUUAAAGGAGAAUUGGAAAGAUGUAGAAGUUACUGAGUAACAUUUAUAAUGGAGAUAAUUUAUCAAAGUUCUACCUAUUACUUGGUGGCCAGUUCUUGUACUAUUGCCUUCUACAUGAUGCUUUGAGAAGCCAUAUCUACUUACUCUGUUGUAUAGCAUUUUAUGCUAAUAGUGAUCAUAACCAAGGAAGAUUAAGUUUAAAAAUGAUAUCUGGGAAUUUAGAGAGGGUAGUGGAAGAAUUAGAAUGUUGGUGGGGAGGAGCAGCUGACAUAAGGUUAGAUUUUUCAGGUGGUUUGAAGGAUAGAGGGGAGAUGUUUAUCUAAUUAAUGUGUAGUAACUUAUGCUCAAUAAAUAUUUGAAUAUACCUGAAAUAUAAUGUAGUGGGAGUUAUGAGGAUUAUAUGUAUGUAUUAUGAACUCAGCAUUUAUUUAAUAGAUUUUGAGUAGAAUCUAUUUGAAAGACACUCUGCCUAGUAUCAUUCAUAUAUAAAAUUAUACCUCAUAUAAUCAAAUCUUUGCAUCUCUAUGCAAUAUUUGGUAAAUGUCUUCUAAGUUGUACAAAUUAAGUGCUCUAGAAGUGUUAAAAAGUGAGGCAUGGCUUUAUGUUGAGUUGAUGUGAAAAGACAUCAUUGGAAAGCUGGCAUUUGAGUUAUUUCUUGAAGGAUGAGUAGGAUUUUAUUAAAUUAGGAUGGGCUGGAGAGAGCAGAGAGAAUAGCAGGAAACAAGAUGGAAAAUAAUGUGUAUUUGGGGAAGGGGAAAGAAUUCAUGUUGCCUGGAGAAAAGAGAUCAUGUGGGGAAAUAGUAGGAUAAAACUGAUUAUGUAGAUUUUUAGCCAGAUUAUGAAGGGCCCCAAUUUGUAGGCAAAGGAGUUUGGCUUUUAAUCAGUCACUAAUGAGGAGUCCUUAAUUUAUUGGUGUGACAAGUGACACAUUAGGAAGUUAGCAAUAUGGAUAGAUGGGAAAGCAAGUAAUCAUUGAUUGAAAAUUGGAGGCAACUUUAGAAAUCAUGUAAUUUGAUUUGUCCACUUAAAAGUCUUGGUGGAACCUGUGGAAGAAAUAGAAGAGAAUGUAAAGAAAGAAGUCAAAGAAGAGAAAUAAAAGAUUAAGGGGUAGCAUGGUGACAUAGUAAACAAGAAUUUAAUUGAGGGGGCCAGAUAGCAUCAACUGUGACAGAAAUGUUAUGUCUACUGAGAAACAGACAUUGGACUUGGCAAAUGGGAUGCCCCACCCCCUUUUUUAAACUGAUAACAGUCCAGGGUCUCACUUUACCAAUGCAGAUUGGAGCUAUUAUGAAAUUUAUAAUCUUAGGGCUCUGAGAUUAAAUUAUUUGGGAAGAUGUACAGUGGGGACUGAACCUUGAUCUCUCUGCCUCUGAGACCAGAUCUCUAUUCAAUAUGACACACUGAAUCUCAUGAAACCAAAGAGGAAAUGAGUAGUGAAGAAGUAAAGAUAACUUUUAAAAAGAAUUUUAAUUUAAAUUUUGUCAAUUAAAAAUCUAGGUUCUCUCCCUCCUCUUCUGUCCUGAAAAAGAAAGAAAAAUAAAACUCUUGUAAUCAAUAUGCAUAGUCAGGUAAAAGAAACACUCUAACAUUGGCCAUGUUAAAAAAAAAAAAUUAAAGAUGACUUCUUUAAGAUGUUUCCAGGUAAAAGGAUGGCAGUUUGAAGUGAGUAUAUGUUAUUGGAAGGAAACUAAGAUUGUGAUUGUAGGCUGGUGUGAGAGUCAGAGCAGAGGAAGAAAUCAGAGUUAUAGGAUAAUUCAUGGAGUUAAAGCCCCAGAGGAGAUUGGAGAGAAUUUGAACCAAAGCAUGAGGGAGGUAAGUCUUGGAAAAGAGUAGGUGCACUUUUUACUAAAUAGGAGAAAGGGUCAAGAAGAGGCAAGAGAUAAAAGAGGAGAGAAGUUGAGGAAGCUCAUUUAUGCCAGAAGGCCUUUAUCACUUUUUCUUAAAUUGGAAGGUCAUUAAGAGCGAAAGAUGCAGAGGUAGAAUUUGGAACUUGAAAGUAGUUAAUAAAGUUUGGGAAAUUUAUUUGUGAGGAAUGCUGUAGUCAGUGAAAAUAAACAACAAUGAAGACCUAGUUAUGGUUAGAUAGCAAUGAAUUUGUAAUGGAUUGAGUAGUAUCUUUUGGCACUGUGAGCAAAACUGAUAUUUAGAGAUUUAUGUAGUGGGCAUAGCAGAAAUCUGGGGAAACAGGCAAAAGCAAUUGAAAAGGUAAAAUUAAAGUGGUUUACCUUGGAAUUUAAGCUGGGUAGGGAAGUGGGAUAGAACAGGGAAGUUCAGGUCUGACAGCACAGUUUUAUUCUGCUGUUAUGAAGGAAUGUUUGAGAGCUGCUAAGGGAGUGAUCCAAGUAGAAUUUAAAAGUAGCUUAUUUUUAUUUUUCAAUAGUAUUAUUUUCAAGUUUAAAAAAAUUAAUGUCUCACUUUUCCAACCAUUGAGCAAAUUAAAAAAGAAAUCGAAAGCCAAAUCCUUCGAUACAUAGUUGUGUUAUUCAGCAAACAAAUCCUCACAUUAGCCAUUUCUGGAAAUGUCUCUUUCUGCAUCUUAAGUUCAUUUUUCAUCAGGAGGAAAAAAGGAGAGAACAGCAGACUGGAAAUUCAGCCUAAAGACUUGACGUAAUGAGAAUCCACUUCGCCUACUAUAUGAAGGAAUAUAAUGGCACAAGUGAUUAAAGAAGUAUAAAGGAUUUCUCAAGUCUGAAAAGGGUGGGAACUCCAUCAUGAUUUCAUUUUCAACUCUACAGCAUCCUCUUCCUUGAAAUUUUUGUUUUUUUUUACUGUAGUCUCAGGCAGUUACUCUUAAGCAUGAACAUUGAAGACAAAUUGGAAGGAUUAUUUCUUAAAUGUGGCGGCAUAGACGAAAUGCAGUCUUCCAGGGCAAUGGUUGUAAUGGGUGGAGUAUCUGACCAAUCUUCAGUGUCUGGAGAACUCCAGGACGCAGUGCUUCAAGAUCGGAGUUUGCCACAUCAAGAUAUCCUUGCAGCAGAUGAAGUGUUACAAGAAAGUGAAAUGCGACCACAGGAGAUGAUUUCACAUGAUGAACUCAUGGUCCAUGAGGAGACAGUGAAAAAUGAUGAUGAGAUGGAGACACAAGACAGGCUUCCUCAAGGGCUGCAGUAUGCAGUUAAUGUCCCUAUAAGUGUAAAACAGGAAAUUACUUUUACUGAUGUAGCUGAACAACAAAAGAGAGACAAAAAGCAGAUUCGAGAGCCAGUAGACUUGCAGAAAAAGAAGAAACGGAAACAGCGUUCUCCUGCAAAGCACUUUCAACAGGAAGGAAUUGAAGCCUACAUUGACACUUUGCUUGCUCCACCAAGGUACUUUAAUGACGGUACUCAGCACCUCCCAAAUAUAUCCAGUGCUUUGGAGUUCAUUAUGGACAGUAAAGAGAGAACGAUCCUUACAAUAAAUGAGGAUGGAUCACUUGGUUUGAAAACCCCUAAAUCUCAUGUUUGUGAGCACUGCAAUGCUGCCUUUAGAACGAACUAUCAUUUACAGAGACAUGUCUUCAUUCAUACAGGUGAAAAACCAUUUCAGUGUAGUCAAUGUGACAUGCGUUUCAUACAGAAGUACCUUCUACAGAGACAUGAGAAGAUUCAUACUGGUGAAAAACCAUUUCGCUGUGAUGAAUGUGGUAUGAGAUUCAUACAGAAAUAUCAUAUGGAAAGGCAUAAGAGAACACAUAGUGGAGAAAAACCAUACCAGUGUGAAUACUGUUUACAGUAUUUUUCCCGGACAGACCGUGUAUUAAAACAUAAACGUAUGUGCCAUGAAAACCGUGACAAGAAACCAAACAGGAAUGCCACAAAGGGUGGCCUUUUGACAUCUGAGGAUGAUUCUGGCUUUUCUACACCUCCAAAAGACAGCUCACUGCCAAAAAAGAAAAGGCAGAAAACAGAGAAAAAGUCUUCUGGGAUGGACAAGGACAGUAUGAUGGACAAGUGUGACCAGAAAAAAGAUAAGAAUGAUUAUUUGCCUCUUUAUUCCUCAAGCACUAAAGUAAAAGAUGAAUAUAUGGUGGCAGAAUAUGCUGUUGAGAUGCCCCAUUCUUCAGUUGGAGGGUCACAUUUAGAUGAUCCUGCUUCAGGAGAAAUACACCCACCCAAGUUGGUUCUCAAAAAAGUUAACAGUAAAAGAAGUCUAAAGCAGCCACUAGAGCAAAGUCAAACAAUUUCACCUUUAUCCACAUACGAAGAUAGCAAAGUUUCAAAGUAUGCCUUUGACCUCGUGGAUAAACAAGCCUUACUAGACUCAGAUGGCAAUCCUGACAUUGACCAGGUUGAUUCCUUACAAGAAGGGCCCAGCAAACCUGUCCAUAGUAGCACUAAUUAUGAUGAUGCAAUGCAAUUUUUGAAGAAAAAGAGAUACCUGCAAGCAACUAGUAAUAACAGUAGAGAGUAUGCACUGAAUGUGGGUACUAUAGCCUCUCAACCUUCGGUAACGCAAGCAGCUGUGGCUAGUGUCAUUGAUGAAAGCACCACAGCAUCCAUAUUGGAUUCACAGGCACUAAAUGUGGAGAUUAAGAGUAAUCAUGACAAAAAUGUUAUUCCAGAUGAGGUACUACAGACUUUGUUAGACCAUUAUUCACACAAGGCUAAUGGACAGCAUGAGAUAUCAUUCAAUGUGGCGGACACUGAGGUGACAUCUAGCAUAUCGAUUAAUUCUUCUGAAGUUCCUGAGGUCACUCAGCCAGAGAGUGUUGGAACAAGCUCCCAAGCAUCCUCAUCAGAUAAAGCCAGUAUGUUGCAGGAAUAUUCAAAAUUUCUGCAGCAGGCUUUGGACAGAACUAGCCAAAACGAUGCCUAUUUGAACAACCCGAGCCUUAACUUUGUGACUGAUAACCAGACCCUUGCAAGUCAGCCAGCAUUUUCUUCCAUAGACAAGCAAGUCUACGCAGCCAUGCCCAUCAAUAGCUUUCGAUCAGGAAUGAAUUCUCCACUAAGAACAACUCCAGACAAGUCUCACUUUGGACUAAUAGUUGGUGAUUCCCAGCAUUCAUUUCCCUUUUCAGGUGAUGAGGCAAACCAUGCUUCUGCUACAUCAACACAGGACUUUUUGGAUCAAGUGACUUCUCAGAAGAAGGCUGAGGCACAGCCUGUCCACCAAGCUUACCAAAUGAGCUCCUUUGAACAGCCCUUCCGACCUCAAUACCAUGGAACAAGAGCUGGAAUGGCUUCUCAAUUUAGCACUGCCAAUGGACAAGUGAACCUGCGGGGACCAGGGACAAGUGCUGAAUUCCCAGAAUUUCCUUUGGUGAAUGUAAAUGAUAAUAGAGCUGGGAUGACAUCUUCACCUGAUGCCACAACAGGCCAGACUUUUGGCUAAUUAAAAAAUGUAAAUAAUAUUGGCACUUUAGAACAGAUUAAUCAAGAGUGGGUUUGCUCUGUAAAAGAUGGAGUGCUGUACAAACUUUAAGAGCAAUGUGUUAUAACAAAAGUAAGCUGAUAUGAAUAGCAAGAUAAUCCAAUAACUGAAUUUUUUUUCUUUUUGGUUAGUCAUCAUUCAUUGAACUGCCUUACAUGUUGCCACCUUUAUAGAAGCAAUGUAUCACUUAUUUUAGACCAGAAACUUGCUAUUCUACCUACACCAAGUUUAAAAAAGAAAACAAAAACAACAGCAACAAAAAAUAAGACUUUCGCACAAUUGUUUCCUGAUAUCAUUGUACAUUCUUGGGAAAUUAGUAAUUGUGUGAAAUUUACGCAUACUGUUUAUAAUUUUUCAGCAUAGACAUUGCACUUCAGCAGGGAAUCUUAAUAUACUUUGCAGACAGAGUGAACUUAAAAGUUUAAAUGUCAAGAGAUUAUGGCUUAAAAUUAAUGUAUUCUAUAGGAAAAAAAAUCUUCCAUCUUUUAAAAAAAGAACAAUAUGCCAUAUACCCUUGAUUUUCAUUUUGCAUUAUAUUGAGCUGUGUUUUCUGAGGGGGAAAUAGUAAUAAAAAUCUGAUAGUCUAAGACUCCACUAUUUAAAAGCCUAAUUACUUAAAAAUAUGCAUACUUUCAACACAUUUACCAAAAUACACAACUGCUGAAGCAUUUACUUCCAGACUAAAGUAUGCAUAUUGGUGUCAGUUUCUUUGUACAGUUGUACCUAGAUAUUUUUUAUGAUUUUUUUUUUCCAUGUGCAGGUAUCAAGGUUUUGAGGUUUUAGUCAAAGUAUUCUGUAGUUACAUUCCCAAGAACAUAAUGCUUUCACAGACUGUAUAUUCCAAGUUUUGAAGCUUAAUUGUAUUUUACGUUACAUAUACACUUUCACUUAACAUAGAGCACUUAGAUUCUAUUUGAUAUUUUUGAUUUCUCUCAAAGUAAAAAUUUUAGAUUUUUAGGUUUGAUAUGGUUGUGUCUUAAUCAUCUCAUAAAUGACAGUUUUAAUUUUUGGCAAUAAAAGGAAAUUGGGAUGUCUUCGGAUUUGUAAAAACUGGUUUAAUUUUUCCCUUUCUAGAUUCUUGGUAGAUCAGAUAAUUAAACAGUAUACAGAGAAACUAAAGAACUGGGCAUUUUAAUUGCAUAUUUUACCUUCAGCAACUUCUUGAUGAACACUGUUCAUUAUAGUUUUACAAACCAAAAGUGUUUACUAAUCCUAGUAACUACAAUUUCAUUUUCAGCCUAGUUGAGUAUCGGAAGCAUUUUGUUGCAUUUCAAAACAUAAAUAAACUACAGACUUUAUCCUCACACCAUGAAUCUUUUUUUUUUAUCCUGAAAAGGCAUGAUUUGAGUAAUAUGUUGGGUAGUUUUUAGUUUUUUACAUUGUAUAACGUCAGUGAUUAAUUAUUCUGGUGUCCCCUUCCAAACUUUUAGUUUUGUUUUUGUUUUUUCCUCCAACUUUUUGGUUUGCUUGCUAAAAUUCUCCAUCUUUCUCACACUGAUAUACACAUCAAUAUAGAUACCAAUAGUAACCUUGGAAGCUGACACUUCUUUAUAACAUGGCUUUCCCAACCUAAUCUUUAGUAGCUCUACAAAUUUGUGCACCAUGACAUUGUUUCUCAUAUAAAUGAUUUUACUUUUUUGGGAGUUAGCCCAUAGCUAUUCUCACAUGGAAAGGGAGCAAGCAAUAUUUGCAUUUACCACAUUUCAUAUUUGUGUUGAACAUAGCAGUGUUUUAAAAUUAGGACCAUCAAUUAAAAGGAUUUGUCAACUAUUUUUAAUGUAAUUUUCUUCAUACUUUGAUUACUCUAUGACUUUUGAAAUUUUAUACAUUUCCAUUUGGCAGUUUUUUAACCCCCUGCCAAAUUUUGGAAAGAACUAGAUUCUUUAGAAGCAGAGAUUCAGUCCUGCCAUUAUUGGCUCAGCUGUUCAUCAUCUUAAACUGGGUGUGUUAAGUGUCAUGUGAUUAUAAGAAGGCUUCUUUUAGAUGAGAUCUUUAAAACUUGGGGCUAUGUCCAUUCUGGAUGGACAUUAAAUAUUUCACAGCACUUUUAAUAAGGGUAGGGAGUUGUAGCCUUGGUCAGAAUUUUUUUCAUCGUGGCUGAAAAUUUUUGUUCAGCUGAAUGCCUGGUUUAAUACCAAGGUACAACAUUAGUUUGGUGGGGGGCAAGGUAUUUUUUUUUCCAACAUCAUGGCUUUUACCAGAAUACUUUUAUGAAUAUGACUCAACAACUAAUGAGCAACUAUUGUAAGCUUAGAAGGAGGCCUUUGGUAGAUAGUAUUAUUAUGCAAGUAAAACUUCAGUUGUUGCAUUCCUGUUUUAAAAUAGCCAUAGUUCUUUAAUUCCAGAUAUAGGCUUUCUUUGAGAGAUUAUAACUAUAAAUUAUUGACUAACCCCUUUAAAUAUUUAGUCUUUUGCUGUUUUAAAGUUUAAGUAAGGAGCCCAAGUCAGAAGUUACCCUGUAUUGUCACCAUAAUAAUAUCUGUUCUUUGGGUUUUGUCCCUCUUGUUCACAAAGUUUUUUGGCAAAUAUCAGUGCAUAGGUAGAAUGGAAGCUUCAUGCCUUGCUCUGGGCUAGAAUGUCAAGGGUUUGGCAUUGUCUUUUGAGGCUCUUAUUUCUUUUCAGACUUCCCUGUAGACAAAUUGUGUAUAUGAACCUGCUUCUAUAUGUUUUUGCUUUUGUUUGAUUAGUCUUGAGAUAUACUUUUGCACUUCUGUUCUAUCUAACACUAUACCUUUGAGGAUGAGAAGCAGGUGAUCAUUCACCUCUGACAAAGCAGUAACUAUUAACUUACAAUGGGUUGACUUUGCCUAAAAAUUCUCCACAGUGCACAGAUGUUGUUUGGUUUUGGAAUAUUUGAGAGACUGUUAUGAAUCUUUGGGUAUCUAUAUGCAAAAUGUCUACUGGGUAUAUUUAAUACAUUACUGCUAGAAAUAAUACUCUUGAGCACUUGCCAAGGAUUCUCAGGAGGCAGAAAGAUCCUAACUAUUUGAGAGGCAGAAAGCACCUUGUCCUAGGGAUACUUUCAUUUUUAUUAGAAUAGAGGAGAGAACUUUUGAAAUGUUAGGUUGAUCUAAAAAAAGAACUCCUUUAAUUUUCUUCAUUUGAGUUUUUAAAGGGCUGUUCACUAGAAGCCGGGCACCUUUAACAAUUCAUGUUACUAUAGUUCACGUUUUAGCUAGAAUUCGCCUUUUCACAAAGCAUUUCCUGAGGAAGCACCAUUACAGUCAUUGGAAAAUGUUUUUGAAAUCCCCAAUUUAAUUUAUACUUUUUUCAGUUUCAAAUUGCGUUAUUUCAGGGAAAGAAUUUUCCAGUUGCUUUUGCUAUACACUGCAAAUAAAAACCUUAUGUUUCCCCUUUUCACUUAACUUUUGGUAGGAAACAGACUGAAGCAGACAAACAUUUCUUAGUUGUGUUUGUUGCUUUCUGUCAUCCGAUGGAUGGAAAGGUAAAACCCUAUAAACGUUAUUUUAUUUUUUUAUGCAAUACCAUGCUGUAAAUAUGGUUUAUCAAUUAAGGAUGUACCUAUGAUUGAAUCUUUAAUUCUGCACAGUUAGAGUUUAUAUAUAAAUGUGUCUUGACAAUCAAGGACUUUUAUGUGAGUCUUCCUUUAUGAUGUUUAUUAAUGUUAUGCAUUCCAUUUGUUUAAAGUGAGUACCAAUGUGCUAAUUUGUAUUGUCUGAAAGUAUGUAAUGUUUUUACAGCUUGUUUUUAAAAAUCUGUAAAUAUGUACAAACAAAUCACAGUACUGCUUUAUGUUAGAAGGCAUAUGAUGUUGUACUGUAUGUAAGCAAUAAUCCAUAGCAGUGCUAACUUUACAAGUAGCAUCAGAAUAGUUCUAAAAACUGUUUUGGAGUUCAUAAUUAUUCUUAUUUCAGUUAAUGAUGACUAAUCUUUAAUCAGUUUUUAAUAAAUAAAUUCCAUUGUCCUCCUGUUGGAGCAUAACAUUGUUUACACAGCAUAAUUUCAGUCGCAGAGGAGACAGGCUUAAAUCUGACUUCAUCUGUACUCACUUUCAGUAAGCAUUGAAUGGCCUUACCACUCUUCUGCAAGAUGGAGGAAGACCGCAAAACUUAGUAGCCUCACAGUGAAGGAAGGGGUAUAUCUUUCUGCUUCUGUACUGCUUCCUACCUAUUCUUGUGAUUUGCUUUGGGAGGUGUUUUUUUUUUGUUUGUUUGUUUAUUUUUGUUUUUCAUUUUAGAUUCAAGUCCAUAGGUCCUGAGGUGAUUUAAGCCCCAUUAUAAAAAAGAGUAGGUCUCUUGAUGUUUCAUAAAUGGUUACAAAAAUAUUAAAUUUGUACAUUGAUUUUUAGAUACUUAUUUUUCAAGUUUGAGUUCUCAACUGAUGAGAUGAACUUAUUCAACUUAAAUACAAAAAGACAAACCUAUUAUAGCUUGAAUUGAGUAGAUACUAUACUGUACAGAGCAGCAUAACUAUUUGAACACAGAUGUCACUGCUUUAGAAAUAAAACCACCAAUUUAUAAAUGUAUAUGACCUACAUUUUAUAGGAGAAAUGUUUUUAAAUGCUAGUCAUUUAUAUAAUAUGUGCUUUGAAGGAUUUGCUAGUCCACUUCUGUCACUUUUAGUACACUGGUAUCUUUUAUAUGUAAUGUAUGCUUUUUAUUAUUGUGGCAGAGCAUUUCAGUAGAAAGAAUUUUGCAACAAUAUGGGGGAACUUUUUCAUUGUUGGAUUUGAAUUAUACUGGAUUUUAUCUGUGUAGUCUUACUUGUCUUUAUUUUAAUGCUGUCUGGAAGGGAACUUGGUAUCCAAAUAAAGCAGGUAACCUCAUUUUAUUUCAAGGGCAUACUGUGUAGUGCUGAAUUUAAUCUGGAAACCUGAUGAUUUUAAAAAGGAAGAAAUUAGUUUAUAAAAAUUGUACAGAAUAAAUUGUGUGUGAUGGAAACCCUUGGUAAAUAGGUAGUAAAAUACAGUGAAUUUUCUGAUAUAUAGUGUUAUUUUCCUGAGAUCCAUAUGCCUUCUUUGUAUUUCAGCUAAUAAAAGAAGCUCUAUCAUGAAAACUGGUAGGGUAAUAGGUUAUUUCCGUGGAUAUACAGUAUUACUUUACUUAUGCCAUUUUCUUACCCUUUCAUUAUCAUUGUAAAAUUUGAUUUCCCAUUGGUAAUUAAGAAUGUAUAUAAUAUAGAUGAUUUUGUAUAAAACUGAAUGAAUUGGGUUUUAAGUUCAUGACCGAAAUGAUAGAGUGGGCUCAUAAUUGCUUGAUACUUCAUGAAAUUUUUUGAGAGUUGUAGGGGAAUGAGGGUAGAGUAGUGCGUAUGCUGGGAGUGUGAUUGGCAGGUUGUCCCACAACCUGCCAGGAAUUCAACAAAAGAUAUAACGCAAACAUACUUUAGGUUUCAGAUACAAAGCAAGCCUUUUCUUUCAAUACUGCCUAGGAGCAUUGAAUUCAUAAUCCACUCAGGUGAAAAUUGCUUUGCAAUGAAAUUUAUCAAAUUGCAACAUAUUUGAAAAAUAAGACUGUGUGAUGUUUUAUUGGGAAAAUCGAAGCAUUUCUAUAGUUAGUAGACUUGGAAAACUGAAAUUUGAUGGCAAAUAGAUCUAUUUUUAAAGAUCAUGUUUCUCCCUCCAAACAGAAUUGUUUUUGAACAAUUUGGAGGUAUGAUUUCUGUUCCAAUUCGUUUGACUCGUCAUUGUGAAAAUGAAGAUCUUUGCUUGACCCAACAUUAUGCCAUGAACAAAUGAAUUGUUGAGCCUUUACAGUACAGUGGAAGCUUGCUUCAUGCAUAGUCAUGGAAUGUGGACAUGUAUUCUUUGAACUGAUUUAUUCAUUAAGUGGCUUAAUGGGUUUCACAGCUUCUGGCAUUAUUGUUUUCAUAUGGUUAACUUAGCCAUUUGGGUUUUAUAAUACCAUUUUUCUGUAUUGUGAUACUAAGGGAAGUUGUGUUUUGCUUUAUUUUUAAUUGAAUUAUUAGUCUGAUAAUUUAUAUUUGCAAAUUAUGCAUUUUAAAUGUGGACACUGGCUGUUUGAAAAAUAAAAAAUACAGAAUACAGUUUUAUGAA